Molecule: messenger RNA, 1128 nt
Organism: Daldinia caldariorum
Lineage: Eukaryota; Fungi; Ascomycota; Sordariomycetes; Xylariales; Hypoxylaceae
Exons: 1
Coding region: 1-1128 (375 amino acids)
Source: RefSeq, a predicted model, not a curated record
AUGUUGACCCCUACGUUGGGAUAUUAUAACAACAACAUCCCCCCCACUCCAGCAUUCAACUACAAUUGGUACCCGAAUACAACAAUUCCCAACUUUCAACCUCAAGUUCCUCAAUAUCAUCAGACAUUUACUCCUAUACAUUACAACCCCCACGGGGGAAAGAGGACGAACUCGAUAAACGCUACCACAACGGCCAACCAGAGCAAGGAUCGAAGUGCACAUUCUUUGCCUCGAAACUCCAAGAAUAAGAGCAAAGCUAAAUCAACUGCCAUUGUCUAUAGCCCAUUGUCGAAACAUAUCGGAAUAUUCGAGGCCGAGAACAGUAAGGUUGCUAAACCCGCAUUUGGGGGGUACAAGCAGGGCGAUCGAUACACAACUCCCACCUCUGAAGGCCGGCAAAAUGCAAAUAUGUUCGACAAUAUGUCCCCCUUGUCAGAUUACAACUGGAAAGGUGGCUACCCCCCUGGAUGCACUCCCACGUCCCAGGAACUCGCGGACAACGGCUUCGCUACUCCCAAAAAUGCCACGCCGCCGCCCCUGGAUACCCCACGAGGCGACGUAAAGACUGCGGAAGGCACCCACCAGCACCACGACAACGCCUCGCAGCUCGCACGUGGUGAGAGUAAUGGUAAAAUAGCUUCCACCAGAAAUACCACUCCAUCUGGGCUUUUCGAAAACAAUAGCUCCAAUCCCUCCAGAACGCCUUCGCCACUGUCCCACGACGGCCGGGACGGCGGAACAGCCGCGCCUAGAUGUACCCCCACCUCCUUUCCCAUCGAGAAAAAACAGCCACAAAGUGACCGCGCCCACAGCAAAUCUCAACGCAAAUCCCGGCGGAACCCAGGCGCCACAGUCCCCACCGAUUCACGCAGUACGUCCCAGCCCGCGGAGCAGAACGCCGGCGCCGCGGACAUCAGCCCCACGCAGGUCCUCGGCCAGAGCGCACUCGUCGGGCGUGUGUACGGACACCGCGAGGCGGAUGGAGAGGAUCCCAGCCCGACCAUCAAAUCCGAGGGAUCUCCCUGGAGAACCGCCCGCUUCGCGCUUGCUAUACGUCCGUAUAGCGCGUGCGGGAGCGACGCGAGGAGCCCGAAGAUGGAGCUGGGGUUUAUUUGCCACAGGCGCUGA